This is a messenger RNA of Phyllopteryx taeniolatus (common seadragon), 4499 nucleotides long. RefSeq names its product family with sequence similarity 189 member A1 (gene entrep2). The record is from RefSeq and is a predicted model, not a curated record. Gene Ontology annotation, cellular component: membrane. The coding region runs from base 1177 to 3555 and encodes 792 amino acids. NCBI's taxonomy places the organism in Eukaryota, Metazoa, Chordata, Actinopteri, Syngnathiformes, Syngnathidae. The transcript is spliced from 12 exons.
CUUGGGAGCGGAGAGGUAGCCGGAGAUCUUUGCUAGUGAUGCAGAUAAGCUCAAGAAAUUCAAAUGACUUGGUUUCAGGGCUCUCGGCAGGAAAACGUCUGGAACUCAGGAAUGCGUGGACGAUUUUAAUUCAUAAUUCACAUGUUUACUGAGGUACCGUCGAGCCAAUAUUACAUCCCAUUGGUAAAAUAUGGCAGCUUUAAAGAAGUGGAAGCUCCCUCUGCUGGCCGUAGAUAGACUGCAUCAUUAGCAUUACACGGUAAAAAAAAAUAAAAGGCUGUGCAGUAGCCUACUGAGAAAAUAAAACAUUUUUCAGGUUGUUGUGCAAACAAACUGGAGUUUGAAGGGUUAAAAAUGGAUGGAUAUUCAAAAUAAUAGAAGAAGCAAAUCAAUCUUGGAUAGGAUUCAGCCGACCAGAUCCUUGUCUUUGUUUCACAAGUGUGCACCAACUUCACCCGCUGGGAAUAAAACCUCCCAUGCUGCACUUCUUCACAAAUCAAGCGCAGCCACACACCCACAGAACGCCCCCUCCUCCAUCAUCACCAUAGUAGUGUCAGCCUGGCCGCCGCUGCUGCAUGCGCACAGACGCACUGUGGCACAUUUCCAACAACUGCGCACGAGAAGCCCGCCGCUGGUCCACAAUUGCGGAUAUCCCCCGACACGCUGCACCUUUGACGCCGUGUCUUGCAUGUGGCAGUGAGUUGCGGCCAGCCGGGCUUCGGCAUGGCAGCAGCAGCAUGAUAAUGGUGCAAGGGUGCUUCUCCGGUCCGCCUUUGGAUGACUUUUCUUCAGAGGAAUGGGUUGUUCGUCGGCCCUAAGAACGAAUUUGGUGCGCGUGGACUCUAAUACCCUUCGUUUAUUUUUCGAGUGUACCGCUAAGCAUUUGGUACUGCUUUCUCUCUUUUCCCUUCUUCUUCUUCUUCUUCUUCUUCUGCUGCUUCUUCUUCUUCUGCUUCUUCUUCUUCUUCUUCUGCUUCUUCUUCUUCUUCUUCCCUCCCACUCGUGGCGCAGAGACGCUAAUUGGAGAGCAUCUUAAUUGAUGAAGAACAACCACAUCGGGCUUUGACCUCCACGCUUACGCUCUUUCUAUUCUGGCAUUUCUUCUCCCGUGGCGCACCUUCAGCACGUCACCUUCUUGCUCGUCCGACCUUUACAUUGCACCUUUAUUUAAGGACAAUGCCGGUGAACGCGUUGCCCCGGGCGGGCAUCAGCGGCCAGGGCUCCCUCAGCCCGGCGUCGCUGUCCCGGAGCCUCUUUCGGCUGAGGGAAUACCGGACUCGGACCCGGAUCAUGCUGGCUCUCGGAGUCUCUCAGAUGGUCCUGGGGAGCCUCAUCCUGGCCGUCAGCUUCGCAGCUCUGGCGCUCACCACGUCUCCCAGGGUGCGCCACUCUUGCCCUUUCUGGGCUGGUUUCUCCGUUCUUCUCUCUGGCCUUAUUGGUGUGGUGUCAUGGAAGAGGCCACUCUCACUGGUGAUCACAUUCUUCAUGUUGUUGUCAGCAGUUUGUGUGAUGCUCAACCUGGCAGGCUCUAUCCUCUCCUGCCAGAAUGCUCAGCUAGUCAACUCACUGGAAGAAUGUCAGCUGCUCAAGUUUGACAGCGAUGGAGUGUGUGUUUGCUGUGAGUUACAACAAGAGAGUUCAAGUUGCAACAACCUUGGAGAGACGCUGAAACUUAACCCACUGAGAGACUGCAAUACCAUACGCUUACGUCUCAAGGAGCUGCUGUUCAGCGUAUGUGCCCUUAACGUCAUCUCCACCAUUGUUUGUGCCCUAGCGACAGCCAUGUGCUGCAUGCAGAUUGUUUCUACUGAUGUCCUGCAGAUGUUUAUGCCGCACCGAACAAGAGAGCUAAAUGCUGAUUGUAUGACUCCCCAUGGAACUAUCCUCCACCAAACACUGGACUUUGAUGAGUUUAUUCCUCCCAUUCCCCCACCGCCGUACUAUCCUCCUGAGUAUACCUGCACACCAUCAAUGGAUGGCCAAAGAGGCCUGCACCUAGAAUUCCCUCAUUCACCCUUCAGUGCCAUUUAUGGAGUGCCCAUCAACAGCCCUGGCACUCUGUACCCGACUGACCUGCCCCCACCGUAUGAAUCUGUGGUGGGGCAGACCCCUGCAAGCCAGGUCACCACCAGCAUUGAACAACAGGAAUCCAGUCCGUGUGACAGAAACACAACAGCAGGAUUUAGCACUCAAGCCUCUGUCGACAGUGCAUCCCUAAUGGUGUCAGAAGUUGCUGAUCAAGACCACACUUGCUCUUCAGAGGACUUGUAUUCCCUAGAGGUCCAAGGUUCAGAUUCCUCUCCCUAUAGCACACCCCACACUGCGCUGACUGAUGGAAGCUGCACCAGCCUUGAGCUUUGUACUCGGACACGCUGCCCUCAUGGCUUCUCUAACACUGACGCCCGCCCGAGUGACACUGGAUUCAGUGAGUCCUCACAUACUCAGGAGUCCCUUGAACGCUCUCCAGACUGGUCCUCUGAAAACUAUAGCAAUUUGGACCAAGAGGAUUCUGUAGACAACUCGCGUGUAUGUGAGGAACUUAGGUCUGCCGUACACCUUUGCGAUGAGCUUGCAUCAGCCAAACAUUUGCCAGAAGAGCCGAAAGUGUCACCACACUCUCUCAUUAAAACACGAAUGAUGAACCGGAAGCUCCCACUUGCUGUCGCUCUCCCCCCACCUCCUCAGCCUUGCUCCCCCACUUCAGUGGCCUCCUCUGGUGGAACCUUAGCUAUCAGUCCAUUAGCUCCCUCUCCCUCUCCAUCUCCUCCCAGCCGGCUACGAGGUCCCCGGUUGUGCUUUAGCGUAUGGGCACCCUCCUCUAAUCCACAGCCCCCACCUACCUCAUCUCAAAGUGGACGUUCACCCGCAGAGAGGCCUCGUGUGCUCCGUGCUGCCAGGAGGUACCGCAAGCUGGCACAUAUUGUCCGGUCUACCAGUGACCCCAUCUCCUGCUCUUCUACUACUGGUAGAGAAUCUUGUGCCUCCACCUCUGCAGUUAAUGCUUCAGCUGGAGAUUCAGCUCAUACAUCACCAGAGCAAGAGCAAACGGGCAUUUCUGCAGAAGGCACUGGAGGCAAACCGAGUCAUAAAUGCACCAAGCAGCAGCAAAGGGAGAGCAGAAAAAUAGACCUCCACCUUAAAACCAGAACUCUGCAAGGACACUCCCCCCGUGAGCGACCACAGUCCCUGGCUGACCUCAAAAUGUAUAAAGACACUAAACUAUUGGUGGCCAAGUUCCUGGAGCAUUCAAGCUGCAAUUUACCUCCUGAAGUCCAGCAAGUUGUCAACAAUAUCAAGUGUGUCAUCAAGUCUGAUGAGAAACACAUGGAGGAGGCCAUAUUCAGUGCAAAUGUCAUAGAUCAGGUGAUGACCCAGUGCAUCAGUGUCAGUCCCAGGAAACGUGGCCAAGUGGAUCUUCACCUCCAAAGCUGCGGUGCUUUGAGUUCUUCCCCUUCCAUGCGCCGUCCCAAAAAUCUCCCUGAAACCACGAGUGCCAAUCCCCUGGACUCACCUUCCUUGGAACAAAGACUUGAGUGUAGGGAAACUAUUCUCUGACCACCAUCUUUAUAAGGACCUGGGUUUAAGCUAUGAGGGCAUUCCAAAGUGCUCAUUUUGCAACCACUGUGUGCUGUGCAGUAAUUCGUAAGUGGUCCAGAAUUGUGAGGUCACGUUUGCACAGUAUGACUGUGGCACAAGCAAAGGGGAAGAGGCUCAGAUUUGAUCAACAAGAGUGUGCACAGUCAUCAGCAGAAAUAGUAGCAAACUCUGACUGGGCCUGCCUGUCUGUAGUGGCUUUUUUUUUUCUCAUCAGAAAACGUUUCUCCCUCAGGGGAUUUUUAUUUUAUUUUUUUCAAUACACUGAGUUUCAUCAAAAUGAAACACAUUGCCGCUAAACUGGGAUCUGUCAUUCGCAGACAAAUAUUGUGUUACAGUAUUGGUAUUUUUCUUGUCCUUAUGUUAAACAGGAAGAAAUAUAAAUAUAAAAUAUUCAACUGUGAACUGGAGAGAAUGGGCUUUACUAGCCAAUGUUUGAAGAUUUUGUGGAACUAUUACUGAUAGGGUGGUGAAUAUUUUGUGCUGCCACUGGUUCAAGAACAUUACAAACAUUUACCUCGUGUUAUAUUUCUCAUCAGUGUUCCAAUAAAAGAUGAGUUUGUAUUUUUUUGGUUUCCUUAUUACAAUAGAAUUGGUAGAUCUUGUGCACCAAUUAGAUUAGGUUUUGGAUAAAAUAUUACAAAUAGAUACAGUUAGUAUGUAGAUAAUGAUUUUUUUAAUGAAUUUUCCAUUUCAGUGUUCCCCUGCAGUAUCCCCUGCCACGGCCCCUCAAUUGACUCUUCUCGAUCACGUGACAUAUAUCCGGCCACUGGUUACGACGGCAGCCAUUGUGGAUUGGUGCUGUUUUCGCAUUGCACCCACAAGUACAACUUGACAGUGACAAAUUAUUGCUAAUAAGUCUUUUGGAAGUUAUCAGAGAGGAUUAGAUGUUAUUUCAGGAAAGC